AUGGCAUCCACGCCACCAACAUCAACCGCAACCGCAACCGCAACCGCAUCCUCGCAUCACUUUCCCGAUGACUCCGUCCUUCAGUAUAUCCACAUCGGACAGACGCAGAAAUAUGUCUUCUCGGCUUUUGCCGGCGUGGUCUGGUACAACGCGAUCGAGCUCAUCGUCCUCUGCUUGACCACCUUCAAACGCUACCAUGGUUGCUACUUCUGGUCCCUCCUCCUCGCCUCCAUCAGCCUCAUCACGCACGUCGUCGGCUACUUUUUCUUCUUCUUUCUCUCCACAACCGUUACCCCCUAUGUCGCCGUCUCCCUCAUCAUCCCGAGCUGGUGCACCAUGGUCACCGGCCACUCGCUCGUCCUCUGGUCACGUCUGCACCUCGUCCUGCAGAAACCAAAUAUCCUCCGCGCCAUCUUAGCCAUGAUCAUCGUCAACGCCAUCACCAUGCAAGUCCCCAUCACCGUGUUACUCUUCGGUGCCGUCUCUCCCCACGCGAAGCUCUUCACAGCGGGAUACGAGGUCAUGGAGCGGAUCCAGCUGAUCGUCUUCGCGGUACAAGAGUGCAUCAUCUCGAGCCUCUACGUGUACGAGACAAUCAAGAUGCUCCGCCUGCGGCCACCGGAAGCGCGGCACCGACGGAUCCUGUUACAGCUCCUCGUCAUCAAUAUCGUGAUUCUCGUGCUGGACGUCGCCGUCGUCGGGACCGAGUAUGCGGGCUACUAUGCCGUGCAGGUGAUGUUCAAGCCCGUGGCGUACAGCAUCAAGUUCAAGCUCGAGUAUGCGAUUCUCGGGCGGUUGAUCCAGGUCGCUAAGGGGGGGUCCCUCGAGCGCGAGCAGGUCUCGUCGAGCGUGCAGGGCUUUCACUCGGAUCCGUCGGAGCAGACGGCCACGGUGGGGAGCGUGAGUCUGACUCCCUCGCGACCGACUCCCGAGAGUACAGGAACGGGUAUGUCGUAUAUCCGUGAUGAGGAUACAUAUGCGUCGAUGAGGUUUCAUGAGAGGCGGACGCUUUGA
Aspergillus fischeri NRRL 181 is the source of this 1014-nucleotide messenger RNA. RefSeq lists its product as uncharacterized. Bases 1 to 1014 code for a protein of 337 amino acids. Lineage: Eukaryota; Fungi; Ascomycota; Eurotiomycetes; Eurotiales; Aspergillaceae. The record is from RefSeq and is a predicted model, not a curated record. The transcript has a single exon.